GGCGAUGACAGUUCUUAUUUUGCUUUCGGUCCAGAGUCAAUCUGUCUUGUGGGUGGAGAUCUGGCAGAUCCUAAAUGUAUGUAUGUCUGGAACAUCAGUCAAUAAUGGAGCCGUCCAAAGCACAAUUGACCGCUUUUCCCCAACUACUUCUAAUGGCUGAGUGAAUUGGUGGUAUUGGGAGAGACAAAGUGGUUUCCCAGCUGCUCUCGAGGAUUUCUAUGGAGUUUGAUUGGAUCAGAUGCGAGCCACAGCUAUAGGUAUGGCCCUGGAGGCCGUGGAUGGCAGAACGAGUACUGCAGAGGACACGCUAGCACUUCCAACCAGCAACCUUGAAUUUACAGUCCUCCUCCACCUCCCUACGCCCACAAUAGUUUUAUCAUCAAUUGGGACAGCAGUUUUUGCAAACGAGGCGAUACGAAAACUUUUGGGAUUUCCAAGUUCAACGCUUUCUAGCAAGGAAUUAUAUGGGUACUCUCCGGAGAAGUUGGGAUUGGAGCUAGUGCCGAGCGCACCAUGGCAGACUGUGCUGGAGGACUUCGAUGAGGAGUACAGUGCUCAUCGGGAGAAGGAGGGGUUGGAAAGGGAGGGACCUACACAUGAGAUAAAUCUCGCAUUUUCUGGACAGAGCAGGGGGCCACUGCGCGCAGAAUUGUCCGGAUGUACUUACGAUGGGAAAACAUACUUCAUUAUUUCAGUCGAGCGACCUGCGAAUUUUCCCGUAGGAAAUAGCAGCUUGACGCCAGAAAAGGAGUGUGAUGUUUCUUUUUACCAAGAAGACAUUGGUUCCCUCAAUGAUAAAGGUUGCCAAACUUUCCACUACGACAGUUUUCGCAUUAGGAACGCAGUAUUCGAAAAUCGCGAAAUCCCAGGUUAUCUCAUAUCUGUAGACGAGAACGAAGACUGCAUAUUUAUAUUCAACAGAAAAAGUAGAGAUAUUUUCGGGGAUAUCAUGGAUGGGAAUGGACUUUGUGAUGGACGGACGUUCUAUAAGAAGUUACCGCUAUGGGAUAAACACUUUACUCGUCAACUCUCACCCGCAGAAUAUCCAGGUAAUGCAACCCAUCAACCCUCUACAAACUUGAUCUUGAUACAAUCUCAGGCGUCAGACUUGCUCAUUCUCAAGUUCCAUUCAUCGGAUACGAAUGUAGGUUCAUUCAUACUGCGACAGGUCAGAAAAUGUUUGCUUCUAUUGAUGCAGAAUGUUUAUAUGACGAAGCUACCAAAGAUUUUCUAGGAGGGGUCGUCUGGCUUCGGGAAUUGCAGGCCUACUCAAAGCUGAAAGAACAACAAAUGCCUACACAGUAUGAGUCCAAGACGUCAGAUACCAACUUGCCUAAUUUAUUAUGGACGCACACAGCUUCGAACGAUGACAUACAAUAUCGGUUAACCGACAGAGUAAGCAUACUCAAAAUAAGCAGCUCCUGUAGAAAGUAGCAAAAGUGGCACUAAUGUAUUAUAGUGGUGCGAGUUUACUGGUCUAGACAAAUCUGGACGACCUGGCGAUGCAAUUCAUCCCAACGAUUUACCUCACAUCAUGGCUAAGUGGUUUCACAACAAAGAUAGCCGCACCGAGUAUAGCCACGAAGUUCGAUUCCGGCGUCAUGACGGUAUCUACAGAUGGAUGUUACUUGCUGUAUACCCAAUAUCGAAACGCAAUCAGAUAUGGGCUGCCACAAUCAGCGAUAUCCACGACUCCGUACAAGGGAGAUCGAAAGAGCAGGUACUUGAAGUUUUGUCACAGACUGACGUGAUGAUAUUUACAAUUGACAAGAAUCUUGUUAUCACAUUAGCUGAGGGGGGGACGAACACUGACCUUGCGCCUCGUUCGUUUGAUCUGGUUGGACGUGAGGGAGUUGAAAUUUGUCAAGAAGCGACAAAGGGGGCUGGAACAGGUCGGCUCCGGGAUCUUCCCUGUUAUCAUAUACCUAUCUAAUAGUAUUAUCAGAAUUCCAGAAAAAUGCCCAAGACAUUCUGGCAGGCAGAAUCGAUAUGGCUUACUCUGAGGAUGUUGUGGGAGACAAAAUCUAUCGAGUCAAACUCGUUGUUGAUCUGGAUCACAAUACUCUGGACGAAGAUGGAAAACCGACCAUCAGAGGCGUCAUGGGCUUACGGACAGAUGUUACUGAUAUCAAGAAAAUAGGACAACUCGAGGUUGAGAAUGUGAGAUUGGCAGCAGAGGAGCAAGCUGCCAAAGCUUCUAAUGAGCUCAAAAGUAGAUUCCUAGCAAACGUAAGUGCGCCUUCGAAGUUAGCAUCGAUCUCUAAUGCACUCUCAAAUAUUGAAAGUGUGGAGGUUAUGUUUUUAUCCACAAACAAACGUAGGGGAUGUGUUUUCCCGCAUUUAUCUGUUAUGUUUGUCAAGCUUCACCCUGGAGCUCAAGAAUUCCAGGAAUCUAGUCUGCUCUACAUUGAAACUGAUGGUUUAUAGAUGAGUCAUGAAUUAAGGACACCCGCCGCUGGAGUCAUAGGAAUGGUUGAGUUACUCUCCGAGGAUCCAACCCUUACACCCGAGCAAAGAGAAUACGUCUCUUCCAUCCAACUCUCAGGCAAAGCUCUUCUUUCCAUAGUGAACGAUAUUCUAGAUUUCUCCAAAAUUGAAUCUGGACGUCUGGAUAUCGAAGAAGUUCCCUUCCAUCUCUCGACGAUAGUGGGCGAGUUGUGUAAACUACUUUCAAUGUUCGCACAGCAAAAGGGUAUUCAGUUCAUCCAUGAAAAUUCGAUUGACGAAGAACUUGAAUUCUUGGGAGAUCCGGGAAGAAUAAGGCAGAUACUAACUAAUUUAUUGACAAAUGCUUUGAAAUUCACCAAGGAAGGAUGGGUUAAGAUUUCUGUCUCAGGCACCAGUAGGAAGGAGGAGAGCGGGGAAGUGGUGGAUGUGAAAUUCUCAAUCGAAGAUACAGGGAUUGGAAUUGAGAAGGAUGUUUUGAGCAAGUUAUUUCGACCAUUCAGUCAAGGGGAUUCUUCAACUGCGAGACUUUUCGGGGGGACUGGACUUGGGUUGACGAUUUCUCGGAAUGUUUGUUAUCACCAAACACCGCCUUCUCUGAGCUCAGGCACUAACUGGAUUUAGCUUGCAGGCUUGAUGUCUGGCACCAUAUCCCUAGAAUCAGAUACAAGUAGCGGAAGUACGGCAACCUUCAUGGUACCUCUCAAAGUUUCGCCGUCUUCGAAAGGUGCUCUGGUUGUACAUCGAAAGUUCAGUGAGUCAAAGCAUUACGACAAUAACCUUACUAAGAUUCCCUCAUGGAUCCAGCCACUUGCCCAUCGAAAAAUAAGUCAGGAUUUAAUCAACCAAGCAAUUGGAUGCAGCGAUACACAAUCAUUCACUUCGCCUAAAAUAAGAGGAGAUAACUCAACCGAGUCUGAGCACCCACCAAUGACUUUAACCCCGGAACAGCGAAAGGAAAUCCAAGUUCUUGUUGUGGAGGACAAGUACGUACUGUGUCAAGUUUUCAUUCAUUUAGAUCCCAAACUAACAGCUCCCUAGCGCCAUCAACCAACUUAUCGCCUGCCGCAACAUCCGGAGGCUCGGAUUUUCAGUAACAGCCGUAUGGAACGGUCUUGAGGCACUCUCCUACCUCCGACAGCCAUCAUCCUCGCAACCUCGUCCUGACAUAAUUCUAAUGGAUGUUCAAAUGCCGGUUAUGGAUGGCUACGAGGCUACCAAUCACCUUCGAACGAAAUCCGAGUACGCGGUCACCCCACCUAUGUCUCCGCCUGUGACUCCACUUGAGGAGGGAGACCCCGAUAUGCAAAGCGGAGAAAGUGGCAAGAAGACAACUAUCGAGAUGAGUGUGUGUAAGAGUGAAAAAAUUAACGAGAGAAGAAGAGGCCCACUGAGUGAAAUCGUUGUCAUUGCUAUUACUGCUAGUUGCAUCCAAGGAGAUAAGGAGAAGUGUACUAAUGCAGGUAUGGAUGAUUUUUUAGCAAAACCAGUCGAUAAAGAGAGGUUGGAGGAGAUGCUUGUCAAAUGGGCGUGUAAAAUGAGGCGUUGAGGUAUUCGAAUGGAGGUUUGUGAGUCGUUCCUGUAUUUGUUCAGUUGUAAUAUCUUUUAGGGUGUUUGGUAUGUAAACCGUCUCCUGCAUGUAAAGAUGAAAAAGUAUUGUUAGAAUUCUAAUAGGAGUUUGCUCAUGUCGUUAUUACUGCGCUUCUUUUUCUGUCA
Messenger RNA from Hymenoscyphus albidus, 4161 nucleotides. The record is from the annotation of a GenBank genome assembly. NCBI's taxonomy places the organism in Eukaryota, Fungi, Ascomycota, Leotiomycetes, Helotiales, Helotiaceae.